Messenger RNA from Striga asiatica, 324 nucleotides. The record is from the annotation of a GenBank genome assembly. NCBI's taxonomy places the organism in Eukaryota, Viridiplantae, Streptophyta, Magnoliopsida, Lamiales, Orobanchaceae.
AUGGGUUUAACAAAUAAGAGCAAGAAAGGGCUUGAAAAUCUCCCAAUAAAAAGAAGGGAACUCGUCAAACACAGGGAGUUGAAAAUCGGUUGGAAGCACUUGAGGCGAGUAGAGUUGAUGCAAUUGCAUACCAACUCUGAGAAUUACCGGGCCGAGACUCUAGGGAGAUUCGAGAGGAUCGAGCAGGCCCAGGUCCAAAUACUCGAAAUGAUGGGACGUAUUGGGCCGGGCCAACUACAGAACAAAAAGGAGGAAAUUGCAUGGAACCUGUGCAGUCCAGACUUAUUUGGAAUGAGAGAAGACCCCUAUUUCAGCCCUACUCGU